Molecule: messenger RNA, 1234 nt
Organism: Sesamum indicum (sesame)
Lineage: Eukaryota; Viridiplantae; Streptophyta; Magnoliopsida; Lamiales; Pedaliaceae
Product: epoxide hydrolase 2
Molecular function (GO): catalytic activity
Source: RefSeq, a predicted model, not a curated record
GAGUUCUUUGUAUCUGUAUUAAUUCUUCUCAAUCUUAGGCCCACAAGUGCUGAAACUGAAGCCCCAAGCGAGAAAUGGAGAGAAUUGUCCACAAAAACCUCAAUGUAAACGGCAUUAACAUGCACGUAGCCGAAAUAGGCGACGGCCCCGCCGUCCUAUUCCUCCACGGCUUCCCUGAACUCUGGUACUCCUGGCGCCACCAGAUGCUCUACCUCUCCGCCCGAGGCUACCGUGCAAUUGCCCCUGACCUCCGUGGCUACGGCGACACCGACGCACCGCCCUCUCCCUCAUCUUACACCACUUUCCACAUUGUUGGCGACCUGGUGGCCCUGCUGGAUGCUCUAGGCCUCGACCAGGUUUUCCUGGUGGCGCACGACUGGGGAGCCCUGAUUGCCUGGUGCUUCUGCCUCUUCAGACCCGAUCGGAUUAAGGCUUUGGUAAACAUGAGCGUGCAGUUCCACCCCAGGCAUCCGGAGAUCAAAACACUUCAACGAUAUAGAGAUCUUUUAGGUGAUGAUUUCUACAUGUGCAGAUUCCAGAAACCAGGGGAAGCUGAGGAAGCAUUUGCAUGCGAGGAAAUUACUCAAGUAAUAAAAUCGCUCUUCUCAUUCCGCGGCGGACGGCCUAUAGUCGUGCCCAAAGAACUUGGACUUGAGGUACUUUUCCAGGCUCCGGCAGAACUUCCGCCAUGGCUGACUGAGGAAGACAUCAACUACUUCGCUACAAAAUUCAAGAAAACAGGAUUCACUGGAGGACUGAACUACUAUCGGGCAAUGGAUCUGAGUUGGGAGCUGAUGGGGCCGUGGACAGGAGUUGAGGUGAAAGUACCAGUGAAAUUCAUAAUAGGUGAUGCAGAUAUAACGUAUCAUGUUCCAGGAGUUGAGGAAUAUAUACACAAGGGAGGAUUCAAGAAAGACGUGCCGGAUCUAGAGGUGGUGGUGAUGGAAGGGGUGGCGCACUUCAUUAACCAAGAGAAGGCGGAGGAAGUGAGCCACCAUAUCUACCAAUUCAUCACCAGAUUCUGAUUCCUCAACAGUUGGUGUGCCUCUUUGAACAAGUGUCAUGUUUCUGCUAUGUACUGAUUUUGUAUACCCAGGAAUAAAUUAAGCAUAAUUUAUGUCUUAAGAUUUCUCCAAUGAAUACACAUAUUUUGUACCGCUGCUUGCUUCAAUAUUGAUUCAAGGGGGUUUAUUUAUUUUGUAAAAUAUGAAAUAAAUAUCUACUCUACUGGGAA